Neltuma alba is the source of this 2008-nucleotide messenger RNA. RefSeq names its product protein NRT1/ PTR FAMILY 5.10. Gene Ontology annotation, molecular function: tripeptide transmembrane transporter activity; dipeptide transmembrane transporter activity. The coding region runs from base 81 to 1805 and encodes 574 amino acids. Gene Ontology annotation, cellular component: membrane. The transcript is spliced from 4 exons. Lineage: Eukaryota; Viridiplantae; Streptophyta; Magnoliopsida; Fabales; Fabaceae. Gene Ontology annotation, biological process: transmembrane transport; dipeptide transport. The record is from RefSeq and is a predicted model, not a curated record.
CGGACGCAAUACCAUAUUAAAGUUCCUACAUUAAUGUGAACCUUCUUUGAUAAGUCCUCCUUUCGAACCAAAAAUCAGAAAUGGCCCUCCUCCACCGAUCCGACGCCAUUUUGCAGGAUUCCGAACCGGGAACUCCGCUUUUGCGUCUCGAGACAAUGAACGGCGCCGUUGACUACAAAGGCCGACCGGCGAUCAGAUCCAAGUCUGGCAAUUGGAGAUCAGCAUGCUUCAUCAUAGGUGUGGAAGUGGGAGAGAGGAUCGCGUUCUACGGGAUAGGAUCCAACCUCAUCACUUUCUUGACGGGGCCGCUUCAUCAGAGCACGGCGGCGGCGGCGAAGAAUGUGAACGUUUGGGAGGGAACGGCGUCGUUGCUGCCUCUGUUGGGUGCUUUCAUCGCCGAUUCCUAUCUUGGACGCUAUCGAACCAUCAUUGGAGCUUCUCUAGUCUACAUCCUGGGACUCGGCAUGUUGUCUCUGUCAGCCAUGCUUCCUUCAUGUACUACUUUGGAGUUAGAAUUGGCAUCAUGUUCUCCAAAGUUGCAAGUGAUGUUGUUCUUCUUCUCGCUUUACCUAGUGGCCAUUGGCCAAGGAGGUCAUAAGCCUUGUGUUCAAGCUUUUGGAGCUGAUCAAUUCGAUAAUCACCAUCCAGAAGAAUGCAAAGCCAGAAGCUCAUUCUUUAAUUGGUGGUAUUUUACCAUGUGUGCAGGCUGCUUGCUCACUCUCUCUUUCUUGAACUACAUCCAAGAAAACUUUAGUUGGGUUCUUGGAUUUGGAAUCCCUUGUCUUGCAAUGCUCAUUGCUUUGGUUGUUUUCUUGUUUGGAACUAAGACUUACAGAUUUCACUUUGAAAAGAACAACAGGAGUCCUUUUGUUAGAAUUGGCAGAGUUUUUGCUGCAGCUAUAAGAAACCGACGAAUUACUGUGUCGGACAUUGCAAUCAAAGAUGAAGCUUGUAAUAUCAUUCCAUGCCAAUGUUCUAAACAAUUAAACAGGUUCCUAAACAAGGCUCUGUUUGCACCUAAAGGAUCUAAAGAAGAGGAGGUAUGUAGCGUUAAUGAGGUGGAAGAAGCAAAAGCUGUACUUAGGCUUGUUCCUAUAUGGGCUACAAGUUUGGUGUUUGGUAUCGUUUAUGCUCAAGUUCGAACUUUCUUCACCAAACAAGGGUUUAAUAUGGACAGGACAAUUUUUCCAGGUCUUGUUAUACCUGCUGCUUCUUUACAAUCCCUUGUCACCUUGGCCAUUGUUAUUGUCAGCCCCAUCUAUGAUCGGAUAUUCGUACCAAUAGCAAGAGCCAUCACUGAGAAACCCUCUGGAAUCACAAUGCUACAAAGGAUUGGAACUGGAUUAUUUUUAUCGAUAAUUACCAUGGCUAUGGCGGCUCUUGUUGAGAUGAAAAGAUUGGAAGCGGCUGUUGAAUUUGAUCUAGUUGAUAAACCAAAUGAAAGUAUACCACUCAGUGUGUGGUGGCUGAUUCCCCAGUUCUUCUUAUUUGGAGUUUCUGAGGUUUUCACUAUGGUUGGUCUCCAAGAAUUUUUCUAUGAUCAGGUACCAGAUGAACUAAGAAGCAUGGGCCUUGCCCUUUACUUGAGUGUAAUUGGUGUGGGGAGCUUUUUAAGCAGCUUUCUGAUCUCUGUGCUAGAGGUAAUAACUGGUAAACUGGGAAAUAGUAGCUGGUUUAAUGACAAUCUCAACCAGGCACAUAUUGAUUACUUUUAUUGGUUACUUGCUGGGCUCAGUGUGAUGGGGUUGACUUUAUUCAUCUUUAAUGCAAAAUCAUACAUCUAUAAUCAGAAAAGUAUUGCAUAGGGAUGACAUGUUUCAUUCUGUCAUUUCAAAAUGUAUUAAGAAGUAUAAUGUAUUGUGUUCAGUGUAGUGUUAAACAAGAAAAAGGCUUAAUGCGGAGCAAAAUCCAUAUUCGAAAUGUUUAUUCUCUUGGUGUAGCAGGAAAAAUUUUCAUUAAAUUUUUAGUAGUUAAAUGGAAAGCAGGGAACCAAAAGGUAGUUAUGGAU